AUGCCUAUCGACUUCCUGCCCGCCCACCCUGCCCACUCGCGCUCCAACUCCUUCUCCUCGUCCUCGUCGCACAACCCGGGCUCGCGCCCUCAGUCUUCUCAGGGGGGCGUGCUGCGAACCUCGGGGAUCAUACCGCCCACCGCCGAAGACCUCUAUCGCGCAUCCUAUCACCCGCUUGGCCGCCCCCACUCCCUCCCCACCGAGCGCGCCCGCCACUCCUCCGGCGCCUCCUUUUCUUCUGCGUACUCGCUCUCCUCGACCGACUUGGCCUCCCCCGGCGAUUCCCCCCCUAAUCACAACAUCACCAACCCCGCGCUCAAGGGCCCUCUUCGUCCCACGCACAUCAGGGGGCUCGUCAGGCCCUCGCCAUACCCGCGUGACACCGAGAGCGUGCACUCGUCCUCGAGCGAGACCGAGGACCUUUCUAUGUUCCUCGGCUCUUCGGCUGCCGACUACAACUCCAUCUACGGCGGAGCAGCAGUAUCGCACGCGAGUCCAGAGACGAUGAGCACCGCAGGCGCGCUGGGCAGGAUGACGAUCAGCCCUGACCAUGCAUUAGAGAAGCUGGCGGCCAAUGUCCGUGCUGCCACCACGACGAGCGCUUCAGACAGGGCAAAGCAGAUUUUUGUGCAGGCUUGGCUCACUGCCAACUAUGCGCCGUACCCAGACGGCAACGUACCGCGUCAAGGGCUGUACUGUUCUUAUCAAAGGGUCUGCGACCAAUACGGGAUACCUCACAUCAACACUGCGACACUUGGCAAAGCUAUCAGGCUUUGCUUCCCGACAAUUAAAACGCGCCGGUUAGGGGUCAGAGGGAACAGUAAAUAUCACUAUUGCGGGAUACGCCCGGCCACCUCGGCAGAAGCCGAAUUCUUGCAAGACUUUGUGCGCAAGUCAAAUAAUAACGCGGCGCAGUCGUCUAUCAAUGCUGCAAGGCUGGCGAACGAGCACUCAUCUCACAAGAGCGAGGAGAGGUCGGACGAAGAUGAUGAUGACGAGUCCGAGCCACCAGCCUCGGCUCGGGCGUCUAAACGGAAUUCCUUGAACCUCAGUUUGAAGGAGCCUUCGCAGUAUCCCGAGGAUAUCAGCACGGAGAAGACCCCUACGGUCAACAACUUGCUGGCUCAGGCGCAAGCGUCGCAAAGGCCCGCGUCCUCCACUUUCCCGGCUAUCCGUCGACAUGCCCAGGGCGACGUCAAUCGUCUAUCACACUCGCCUCCUGCUGGCAGCACCGUAGCGCCCUCUUCUUAUCUGGCGACGCAGCAGCCCAUUUCUGUUCGGCACAUGCCUCAUUUCCCUUCCAUUGAGGAAGCGGUCGGUUCAAACUCGACUUCCCCUCAAGGUGUUGCUGCGCGUGAAGUCUGGGUGUGGUUCCAAGAUCAUCUGGAUUCACUUCUGGAGUGCGUCCGAUCGUUCAGAUUUGAUCAGUUCGAGAUGCAUCUGCGAUCGUUCUGGUCAAGCCUGACGGGUAACCAUCGGGAGGUUGUCCACGCUCCGGCUGUUGCUGGGCUGAUGGCAAAGGCUGAUGCCAUCGUGUAUGAUGAAAUCCUGGAGAUACUCCGUUCGCAAAUGUUGUCCCCUAUACCGACGACUUCUUUGACCAGUCUUCGUCAGCUCGCUGACAAGAUGGAGAAGAUCCUACUUGUCGCCCUCGAGGGAUACGGUAACACAUUUGUUGAGCCAAAGGUGGAGUUAGGCGCGCGCUUUGGUCACCUAGUCUUGCGGUUCCUUGAUAUCUAUCAAGUUACUCAAGCUCUGAACACUGUUCUCACUAAUCAGAAACAGUUGAACGAGAUGCGUCGCUCGUGGCAGAAGAUUGAUUUCGAGUCCGUACGCAACCAAUCGGCGCUGGUGUGUAACUGCCGCCAUGAAGACCUUGUCCAAUUAUUGGAGGUUGAGUUCGUCGCCGUGAUGGACUCCUUAUCCAAGAGUCAGGAGCCUGUGCGGGACGUUAUGGCAUGGGCUGAUAAAUGCUGCGAAAGAUUGAUGGGCUCUGGGCGUGUCAGCAGUUCUGAUGACAGGAGCACCAUGAGCUCAAGAAGUGUUCUCAUCCGUUGGGGCUACGUAACAAGCCAAGUCAUGAGGGAUUUGACUAUCCGUAGCGAUCCUUCAUUUGGGGCAUUCCAAAUCUUGAAGCUAUUCCUUGAUGACUGGAUCAGCGUGAACGUGCUCAGGAGUGUCGCCCUGUCCACGAACUCUGUGGCAGCAUCGGUCGAGCCAGUUAUGCAGCAACCAUACUUCUCCCUCUCCCCUAUGGCGGGUCAGGAGAGCUUUGGUUCCAGCCUCGACGUCCGACCGACUCAUCAUGUUAUUACGCCCACGACCUCGAGCAUGCUCGCCGCCUUGCAGCAGGAUCCAUUUCCCGCUGGGACACUGGAUCCGUCGUCAACGGCGUUCGGUUCUGAUGCUUAUGGUUCCUUGUCCUACUUGGACGCCUCCACACCUCACGACGACGGUAUGCCUGCCGUGCACCAGCCGGGGCUGUCGUUCGCCGACUACGGUUCUACGAACUCAUUUGAUGUCGCUGCCUUCGCCCCCCAAGAUUUAGGAAUGACCCCUUCUGUCGAAUCCGCUCACAGCGAGUCUGAGCAUGAAGUGGACCCUGUCAAGUCAGAACCGUCAGCAUGA
Molecule: messenger RNA, 2628 nt
Organism: Gloeophyllum trabeum ATCC 11539
Lineage: Eukaryota; Fungi; Basidiomycota; Agaricomycetes; Gloeophyllales; Gloeophyllaceae
Exons: 7
Coding region: 1-2628 (875 amino acids)
Biological process (GO): regulation of transcription by RNA polymerase II
Molecular function (GO): DNA-binding transcription factor activity, RNA polymerase II-specific; RNA polymerase II cis-regulatory region sequence-specific DNA binding
Source: RefSeq, a predicted model, not a curated record